This is a messenger RNA of Bufo gargarizans (Asiatic toad), 5457 nucleotides long. RefSeq names its product Rho GTPase activating protein 12 (gene ARHGAP12). The transcript has 19 exons. Gene Ontology annotation, cellular component: cytoplasm. Gene Ontology annotation, biological process: regulation of GTPase activity; signal transduction. The record is from RefSeq and is a predicted model, not a curated record. The coding region runs from base 219 to 2780 and encodes 853 amino acids. Lineage: Eukaryota; Metazoa; Chordata; Amphibia; Anura; Bufonidae. Gene Ontology annotation, molecular function: protein binding.
GGGCGGGGCCGCAGCCCAACACACAGGCGACUGCGUGUUGACUUCCUCGAAGUGGUCACUGUUGCGGCUGCCGCUCCGACCGCAGCGCCUGCGUCCGCAAGAGGUUGUCUGGGAAGCCGUGCACACGCUCCGGUGGUCGCUGAGAGGGUGGACUUUCAUCUCAAGCCGUCAUAAUGCUCGCAGUUCUUCUAAAAAGGUGAUCAACGUCAUAAAAAAAAAUGGCUGACAAAAGCGGCAGGCCUGCCCACGGACCGGUGUUCGUCGAGGUAGAGUAUGACUAUGAAUACGAAUAUAAGAACAAGACGAUUGUUAUUAAACAAGGCGAGAGGUACAUUCUGAUCAAAAAGUCCAAUGAAGACUGGUGGCAGGUGAAGAAGGACGAAAACUCCAAGCCGUUGUAUGUUCCCGCCCAGUAUGUAAGGGAAGUUGGCAGAAAAGCGCUGAUGCCGCCUAUCAAAGCGGGCGUUCUGCCCAAUAGUCCUCUGAAACUCAUGCAAGGGCUGCAGAGGUCGACGGAGAACAUUAAUAAAUCACCGGAGCUUUCAAGUUUUGGGAAAACCUCAAGUAUUCGGGAUGCCAACCAGAACUUUGGACCCAGUAGUAGCCCUGGACAGACCAGAGGACUGACUCUAGAUCUGGUGCAAAACAAUGGUAAGCUGUGUACAGAUCUGCAUUCACCAAAGGCCACUAGCAGGAGCCCCUCCGCCAUGCAUUUUCCUGUGCCGGAACUUAUGGAAAUCGAAAAGACUAGCUUUACUAACGAUCACUCGGAUUCAGCCGGGGAAAGUUCUGAAAAAAUUCUUGCCGAUUCGGAGUCUGGAGAUGAACUGAGCAGCAGUUCUACUGAACAACUACAGUUUUCUGUCUCUCCUGCCACUGCAAGACCUGAUUCUCCCGUGUAUGCAAAUCUGCAAGAACUGAAGAUUUCUCAGUCCUAUCUACCCCCUCAACCUAAUGCACCCCCAGUCCAAAUUACAGGGGAGUGGGAAACGCACAAAGAUAACACUGGACGUUUCUAUUAUUAUAAUAAAACUACACAGGAACGGACUUGGAAGCCCCCACGCUGCACUAAAGACCCAAGUAGGGGAGAGUCCUUUACUCAGGCAGACCAUGAGCAAAUUUCAGCUGAAGAAAAUUUUCACAACGCUUAUGACCACAAUCAGUCAGAUAGUCUGUAUGGGUCUCCUCCCAAAGGGUGGUCAGAAGAACUGGAUCAGCAUGGCCAUACAUUUUUUAUCAAUGACCAAACCAAUGAGAAGUGGAUAAAGCACGUGGACGAUCAAGGCAGACCAUAUUACUACAGUGCUGAUGGAUCACGCUCUGAGUGGGAGCUGCCAAAGUAUAACUCCUUAUUACCACCUCAUCAGAGAGAGAUCACUAAAAGCCGGAGUCUUGAUAGAAAGUUCCAAGAACCAAUUGUUUUAACCAAGUGGCGACACAGCACCUAUCUGCUGGAGGCCAAUGAUAAGUUGCAUAUCAAGCAAAAGCGUAAUUCUUCUGAGUAUUACAUACCUAGCCCUGGUUUUUUGACCUCAUCUUAUUCUAUGAAAGACUCGACCACUACAUCCAAGCAAAACUUCCCUGAUGUUGAGACAUCGCCAUCUUCUCCAAAGCACCAGUCAGCGGAUCAAGAAAAGUAUGGUGUACUAAAUGUAACCAAAAUCACAGAAAAUGGGAAAAAAAUUAGAAAGAACUGGACAUCGUCAUGGGCCGUGCUGCAAGGGUCAUCUAUAUUGUUCCAAGGCACUGGAGCCAGCUGGAAGUUUGGCGGAAACCAAUCAAAACCAGAGUUUACCAUCGACCUUAAAGGAGCCUCUGUGGAAUGGGCCUCAAAGGAUAAAUCCAGCAAAAAAAACGUUAUAGAGCUGAAAACUCUCUCAGGAACAGAUCUGCUAAUACAAUCUGAAAAUGACAAUAUGAUCAAAGAAUGGUACACGGCACUCUGCAACAUGAUCGGUGUUCCGAUUAUGGAGUCUGAAGAGCCUAAUGAUAAUGUGCCAGACUCCCCAGUAGAGAAAGUGGGGAAAGAUAAGCAUGAGAAGGAAAAGGAUCACGAUUCAAAAAAGAGUCGAUCCAUAAAACAAACAUCCAUUGAUAAUUCAGAGCAAAAAAAGACCAAAACAAAGUUAAAGAAGUUUCUUACGAGGCGUCCAACAAUGCAAGCUGUGCGUGAGAAGGGAUACAUUAAAGACCCUGUAUUCGGCUCCAGCCUGGCCAGUCUCUGUCAGAGAGAAAACACUACAGUGCCAAAAUUUGUCAAGAUGUGCAUCGACCAUAUUGAAGAGCAUGGACUGGACAUUGACGGCUUGUACAGAGUCAGUGGAAACCUCGCUGUCAUCCAAAAGCUCCGAUUUGCUGUGACACACGAUGAGAAACUGGACCUGAAUGACAGUAAAUGGGAAGACAUUCAUGUGAUUACUGGAGCGCUGAAGAUGUUCUUCAGAGAGCUGCCGGAGCCUCUCUUCACCUUCAACCAUUUCAACGACUUUGUGAAUGCAAUCAAGCAAGAGCCCAAGCUACGUGUUCAGGCAGUCAGAGAUUUAAUUAAACAGUUGCCAAAGCCGAACCAAGACACAAUGCAGGCACUUUUCAAGCAUCUCAAGCACGUUGUGGAAACUGGAGAAAAGAACAGAAUGACCUUUCAGAGUUUAGCAAUUGUUUUCGGCCCAACGUUACUGAAGCCGGAGCACGAGACUGGAAAUAUCGCCAUUCACACGGUCUAUCAGAAUCAAAUCGUAGAGCUAAUUCUGCUGGAAUAUAACUCCAUAUUUGGCCGCUGAUGCCGCGUUUCUCAGUUGGAGCUGCUCUCCCCAUCUCAUUCUGAAGGACGCCUUUCUAAUAUUAUUUACAUUACUGAUAUUUUAUUUUUGCUUUUGGACCAAACUGUUUUGUGCUCACGUUUGCACUUGUAUGAAGACGGAGAGGUUUGGACGUUUUGACUUGCGCAGCUUCCUCUUGGCAUUGACUUUAUCCAUUUGUGACUUUAUAUCAUAUCAUAUUUUUUAUUUUUUAUUUUCAAUUCAGUUGCUUUUAUUUCCUUAACAGAACUGCAAGUCUAACAAGACACUGGAUUGACUGGAAAAUAAAACUACUAAUAUCACACCGUAGAUAUGGACUUUGAUCACUAUUUGCUUGCUCUGCAGUGUUUGAAGCUGAUAAUUGGUGGUGAAUCAUUUGUAGUGAAAAUUGCAUCUCGUAUGUGUCUCUUGAUGCCGACAAUGACUUGUUAUGUGCAGGCAUGCCGUAUACCGGUCAGUAGAAGCUACCAUCAUACUGAUAUCUCAAGCUUGGUAUUACCGUUAGCAUUUUGGCUUCUGUCAAUAUGGCCUUGAAGAACUGCACAGUACUAAUAUUGUCCUAUUUAAGCCACUGAAAUCCUAUUCAGGAUUUUUGUAUUUUCUUGAACUGACUUUUGAUUGUGUGUAAUAGUUGGGUAUUCUAUUACAUUACUGUGUAUUAAAGAGCGCUUGCCCCUAAAACGAACAUAUGUAUACGCAGUCCUCAAUUAGGACAUUUCCUAGUUAUAUCUGUGGGUGACAACCAGUAUGACUGUAGUAGAGCUGUCUUAAGACAGGUCAUCCACCUUUGGCACGCCAACUGUUGAGAAACUACAACUCCUAGCAUGCUCCAUUCUCUUCUGCAGGAGUUCUGUGCAUGCUGGGAAUUGUAGUUUCACAACGUCUGGGGUGCUGGAUGUUGCCGCUUUGCUUUCUCAGAGUCAGUCCUGAACGGUUUAUAUAUCUAGUCGGUCCACAUCACUUCAUUAGGCAUGGAGGUAAUUUACGGAAAAAAAAUGGUCAUGCACCAGGUCUGCACCUAUUCAAUUCUCAGUCUCGAUGCAGGGAGUCGGGAGCACUUUGAAAGCUGUGAAAUGUUGCUUGUACUUUAAGUUAUGAACACAGGAGGCACAUCUAUCUAGAGCAGGGGUGUCAAACUUGCGGCCCUCCAGCUGUUGUAAAACUACAACUCCCACAAUGCCCUGCUGUAGGCUGAUACCUGUAGGCUGUCCGGGCAUGCUGGGAGUUGUAGUUUUGCAACAGCUGGAGGGCCGCAGUUUGAGAUGCCUGAUCUAGAGAGUCCAAGCUUGCACAUCUUGCGUGUGUUGAGAAUGGGGAUGAAAACCUCUGCCAGACAUCCCUGGUGGAUGACGAACCUGCUUGCAAAACGAUUGGGCAUGUUAAAAUGCAACACUCCAAACCUUUCUCUCCCCCGACAUCUGCCAUCAGGGGAGAGUCGGGAGUCCCUCCAUAGAUAUUAUAUGCAGGGGCGUAUCUAAAGGAUCAGAGUUCAGCUUGGGCCCCCCUUCCCUCUUCUUAUGCGGCACAAGGGUCUUUGGGCCCCCUCAGGCUCCUGGGCCGGUAGCGACUGCUACCUUUUCACCCCCCCAUAGCUACCCUCCUGAUUACAUGUCUGAAUCACCAGCAUCCAAAAGCACCCGAUUUGUCUGUGCAAGAUCUAUAUGUUUCGCAUCAAAGGCAGGAUCAGACCCUGUCCGCCCAUUGCUUCCCCAAGUCCCAUUUUUGGCCCAAAGCAUAUGACUCUUAGAGGCUAUUCACACCACCAUAUUAUCACCAUAUACAUUAAUGAAUGUGUGUGCUAUGCGCAUCUGUACCAUAUGUCCGUUCCGCGGGAGAACACAUCUUUUUCUUAUCCGUUUUGUUACAAUGGGGCGUGCGAAAUGUUGCGGAUCCGUGUUUUGUGGUCGUGUAAACACCCUCUUGCACAAGUCCAGUACACCGCCCUGAAAAUUAACCUUGGAUCUGGGGAAAUGAUUUAGUCCCCUGUAGGAGCUGAUCAUAUUGGUGGCCACCCAGCUUUCCAAGGUCCAGAUGUAACUAGGAAAUGACCGUACAGUCUCAGCACGAGAGGUUGGUUUUAUGGACUGCGACUUGCGUAUUGCUUGAGUUUUAGUGGGCCGCGCUCUGCGGGCUUCUGCUGUAUGCUGUGGCCAUGAUCUUUCUGGGGUAUUCUAAUAUUACACUGAUGUAUAUAGAGGCCGGUCGGCUGUAGAAGCUUUGGCUCAUUGUAUAUAAUGAACGCUGUAUAGUCUUACCUUUUGCUUUCUCCUUCACACUUUCUAAUGCAAUUCAGGCAGCUUCUCUCUAUCCUUUUAGGUAAACCCCUCUGCCUCCCAGGACUAACUAUAUGCACUUUUAGAUGGGAACUAUUUUAUUUGCUGGUAGACAUUUUAUGCGUAGGUACUGGAAAUAUUUAAAAGGCUCAAGCUGGUGGGUUAUUUAAUAUGUACAGUAUAUUUUAGAGAAAAACGGAUACUGUGGAAGAAAUUUCUAUAUUUCAUUGUGCCUGUUGGUAAGAAAACAAUAAAGGUGCCCCCUUUAUGAAUUGGUAUAAACUUUAAAGAACAAAUCAUUGACCUGUGAAGUAUUUCUAUUGCAUUUAACAAUGGAAGCCAAUUUGUAAAAUAAAAGUGAAAUUGAAAGAUUUUGUUACUGGGAA